Molecule: messenger RNA, 315 nt
Organism: Sungouiella intermedia
Lineage: Eukaryota; Fungi; Ascomycota; Pichiomycetes; Serinales; Metschnikowiaceae
Source: the annotation of a GenBank genome assembly
AUGUACGCAACUCUGAUUCGAAGGUUGUCGGCAACUUCAAGCCGGCUCGUAUCAUUGACAUUUUUCACAAAGGAGACAUGCCAACUCUGCAAAAAUGCUCAUGCUAUUCUCGAGAAGACUCUUGAUAAGGAUGGAUUCAGGAACAUUCCGGUGAAAGUAGUCGAUAUCAUGAAACCAGAAAACUCGGACGCAUUCGAUAAAUACUGCUACGAUGUUCCAGUCCUCCAUGUCGACAGACCGGGCCAACGGAAGCCCAUCAAAUUCAUGCAUUAUUUUGAUGAAUCGAAACUAGCAGAAGAGUUUGGACGUGAGUGA